This is a messenger RNA of Electrophorus electricus (electric eel), 1989 nucleotides long. RefSeq names its product amino acid transporter heavy chain SLC3A2-like. Gene Ontology annotation, molecular function: L-leucine transmembrane transporter activity; aromatic amino acid transmembrane transporter activity; L-alanine transmembrane transporter activity. NCBI's taxonomy places the organism in Eukaryota, Metazoa, Chordata, Actinopteri, Gymnotiformes, Gymnotidae. Gene Ontology annotation, cellular component: basolateral plasma membrane; apical plasma membrane. Gene Ontology annotation, biological process: phenylalanine transport; L-alanine import across plasma membrane; L-leucine import across plasma membrane. The record is from RefSeq and is a predicted model, not a curated record.
GGUAAUCCUGAUUUGCAGUGUUUAGUAUACAUCAGCGUAGUGUUUACGGUUAAAUUAUCAAGACAUUUAUUGCGUUAGGACGCUGACACCAUACUGAUAUUUCCACAGAAUUGUACUGUCCAGUCAGACUAUGAGUAAAGGGACAGAACCGAAGGAGGUCGAGCUCAACGAGCUGGAUCAGGAGAAGCAGCCGAUGACCGCGGAGACCCCGACAGACUCCGAGAAAAACGGCUGCGUUAAAGUGAAGGUUGCGGAGGAUGCCGAGGUGAAGUUCACCGGCCUGUCCAAAGAAGAGCUGAUGAGAGUUGCUGGGACCACGGGGUGGGUGCGGAUUCGCUGGAUUUUGCUGGUUCUCUUCUGGCUGGGCUGGGUGGGCAUGCUGGCUGGCGCAGUGGUGAUUAUUGUUCAGGCUCCUCGCUGUAAACCCAUCCCUGACAUGCAAUGGUGGAAUGAGGGUCCCCUCUAUAAGAUAUCCGAUUUAAAUGCCUUCUCUGGAGACAAAGGCAUUAAAGGAGUGGAGGAGAAGCUGGACAGUCUGAAUCAACUGAAGGUGAAAGGGCUGAUUCUAGGCCCAAUUCACAGUGUUCAGGUAGACCAGCUGGCUACCCUGGAUUUGAAGACCAUUAACCCUGAGGUGGGUGAGGAGAAAGACCUGGACAGCCUGCUAGAAAGAGCCCACAAGAAGGGUAUCUCCAUAGUGCUAGAUCUGACACCCAACUAUAACAGAACACUAGCUUGGUUCAGCAAUGCAGCUGCUGUUGCUGAGAAACUAAGAGAUGCCUGUGCCUACUGGCGACAUAAAGGAGUGGAUGGAUUCCUUUUGUCUGAUCUCCACCAGAUUGCCUCAGUUCACACCUGGCAAUCUAUUCGGGAUGUUGUUCAGGCCAACACCACGGAAGGGACCAAGAAAACUGCUUUGAUUGGUUCAGUCACCAGUCUACCUGUAGAUGCUGUCUCUCAGCUUCUUAACAAAUCUGAAGUUGACCUGUUGCUAAUCGGACUACCAAGCCUCGUCCAUUCUGGGGUGGACCAUGCUCUGGCUGUCAACCAGCUGUAUUCCAGUCACCCACAAACCAGUCUGGGCUGGAGCCUGACCCCACUCAUCUCCACAUUUGAAGCUAUGCCCAUACGCCUCCACCAUAUGCUACUCUUCACGCUGCCUGGCACGCCGGUGUUCACCACUGGAGUGGAAGUUGGCCUGAAAAAGGGGGAAUCUCUUCAUGUGAUCUGGGACUUGGAAAAUCUAGCUGAUGAAAAUAACAAAACAGCAAAGAUUGUAAGAGCAGAACGCGGGGAGGUACGAGGUUUCUUUAAGACCCUGAGUGAUUUGAGAGGCAAAGAGAGAGCUCUGCUCCAUGGAGACUACAUCCCUCUGCACAGCGCCACCUUCUCAUUUGCAUUCCUCCGCCUCUGGGAUCAGAGUGAACGCUUUAUCACUGCCCUAAACUGGGGUGAUGUACCUGUCACCAUGAUGUUUUCCAAUAACGAUCUGCCAGCUGAGGCCAGAGUCCGCCUCAGUACAGAUGCUGAAAAAAUAGCUGUGGACAACAUGGUGCUAUUAGACAAAUUGGAGCUAGAGCCCAAACAGGCUAUUUUACUGUCCUACCCUUAUGCUGGGUAGAGACAUUAGCAAAACUAUAAACACACAGCGGCACUUCAUGCAUUGUAUUAUUGUUAUUGGGACUUCCCCAAAAAGGCUGAUGUUAAAAACUUUUGAGAGUUCUGUUCUCAUCACUGUGCUGUAUUUUAGUUGAUGAAUAUGGAAAUAUGGAGUCUGUUUCUUACAAUAGAUUGUUUCCCAGUAAAUACUUUUAAUUCUACUUUUAAUUUUAUUUUAGUUCUUGUUUUCCUAUUUAAUAUUUAGAUUUUUUAAGAGCCCUAAUGGGAACUCUGAAACAGUACUUUGACAGUUCGAGGGUCCUUGAACAUUAUAGCCAUGUUUGUGAAUGGACCACGAUGAAAAAUUAAAUCUAAAACAGUGGAAAUUCA